GCUGGCUGUCAGCUAAUCUAGGCUGGCUUCUCUUGGGUGACUUGGCUCUGCUCUACAUGUCUCUAAUCCUCCAGGAGGGUAGCUUGGGCAUGUUUUUAUCGCGCAAGUGGUAGAGGCAUAAGAGAGUGGGCAAUGCCAGUACAGCAAGCAUUUCUCAAGCUUCUGCUUCUGUCAUCUUUGCUAACAUCGCAUUGGCAGAAGCAAGUCCCAUGGCCAAGCUCAGAUUCAGAAGGGGAAGAUUCCACACAGUUCCAUACCAAAGGGCAUGGAUACAGGGCAGGGGGGAAAACUGGGGGCAUUUUUGCAGUCUUCCAGAAUGUAGAGCUCUGAAGGCUUUCCCAACCUCCCAACCGCUUUCACCUAUUCUUCACAUGAGAGGCCAUUUCCUGGGUGAAUAGGAAUGUGGGUUUGGUGUUACAGGAACCAGUGGUCUUCAAUGAUGUGGCCGUGUACUUCACCCAAAAGGAGUGGCAGCUGCUGGAGCCUGCUGAGAAGGACCUGUACAAGGAUGUGAUGCUGGAGAACUAUGGGAACCUGGCCUUCCUAGGGUAUCAGUUUUUUAAGCCAAAGUUGAUCACCAGGUUGGAACAAGGAGAUGAGCCUUGUAUCCAGGAGAGAGGCGUGCCUAGAGCACCCCAGCGAGGUGAUGAAGGAUUCAAUGUACGCAACAUCUCCUUGGAUGGGGAGAUUAGAUGUAAACUGAAGACAUCAUUUCCAAAGCCAAGCAGUUCUAAGAAGUCAUCACAAGGAAAGGCAAAGAAAAUGACCCAAAGGGGUGGUUCUCAGGGUGCUAGGAAAGAAAGGGCCUUGGAAAGUGAGGACAGGCCACCACAUGGAAGGCAGAAAUCUGGCCCAAGGCUGACCACAGGCUUACAUAAAAAAAUCCUCCUUGGCAAGAAAAGGCAUGAAUCUGUGGUCUUGAGACACCUGAGUCACACAUCAACUACUACAACACCACAGAAGUUUCCUAGAGGAAAGAAGACCUUGAAGAAAGAUACUCAUGGAAAAACACAGAAGUCAGGUUUAACUAAAUGCCCAAGACUCAAAAAGGGGAAGACUCACUUUAAAUGUAAAGAAUGUGGGAAAACCUUCAACAAGACCCUCCACCUUAUCAAGCAUAAGCUUCAUGCUGGAGAGAAACCCCACAAAUGUGACGAGUGUGGGAAAUCCUUCAGACAUAGCUCAUACUUCUUUACACACUACAGAACCCAUACAGGAGAGAGAUCCUAUAAAUGUAAAGAGUGUGGGAAAGCCUUCAACAGCAGCUCCACCCUCAGUAGCCACCACAGGAUUCACACAGGGGAGAAACCUUUUAAAUGUGACGAGUGUGGGAAGACCUUCAAGCAGAGCACAAAGCUUUCACGCCACCGAAGAGUUCACACUGGAGAGAAACCCUAUCAGUGUAGUGAGUGUGAGAAAUCCUUUGGCCGCAGCUCAUCCCUGAGAGAGCAUAAGAGAAUUCACACUGGCGAGAAGCCCUACCACUGUAAAAUAUGUGGAAAAGCCUUCAGAUGCAACUCCCACCUUUCAGAACAUCAACCAAUUCAUCAAGAGGAUAAAUCCUACCAAUGUAAAGAAUGCAGGAAGAACUUCCAAAAUGGCUCCCACCUUACAGAACACAAGAGAAUUCACCUGCCAGGGACUCAUGAGGACUGACAAGAAUGUGGAAAAGCCUUCAUCAACAAGGAGGCCCUUCUCAAACAUCAGAAAAACCAUGGUGAGGAUUAUAUUUAUCACUGUAAGGAAUGCGGAAAGGCCUUCCAGUAUAAAUCAAGCAUUCAAAGACAUCAGAGAAUGUAUUCUGGAGAGAAGCCUUAUGUGUGCACUGAGUGUGGAAAAUCCUUCACCAACAGUUCAACCCUUAAUAAUCACUGCAGAAUCCACAGUGGAGAGAAACUGUAUCCAUGCGCCAAAUGUCGGAAAGCCUUCAGGCAGGUCACCUCCUUGAUGCUCCACCAGAAAAUACAUGCUAGAAAGGGACAAUAAACUCGCAGUGUGUGAAAGAGAAUUUAGCUAGAAUACAUACCUUUGUAAUCACCAGAGAAGUCAAAAUGGAGGGCAACCAUGUUAGUAGGCAUUCCCUUAAUUUCUCAUCAGAGGUUUUCUAUCAGACCAGUAGUUCUCAACUGGGGGCAAUUCUGCCUGUCUCCCACCUGGGACAUUGGGUAAUGUCUGGGGACAUUUUUGGUUGUCCCAAUUGAGAUAUGGGUUCUAAUGGACCAAGGCCAGGAUUGCUGCUAAACAUCCUACGAGGCACAAGAGAGCCCCCCACAACAAAGAAUUGUCUGGUACUAAAUGUCCACAGUGCUGCUGUAUUCAGCAAAAUCCUCAUGAGUAAUUGGAUUUGAGAAGGAAUUUAGGUAUAGUUUUCUGUGCUGUUCCAAGACAGUAGCCACUAACUAUAAAUGGUUAUUUUUUUAGCUAAUUAAAAUUUAAAAUUCAGUUUCUCAUGUUAACAAGCCACAUUUCAAGAGCUUGGUGGCCAAAUGUGGCUAAUGGAGAUCAUAUUGGACAGUGCAGAUAUACAACAUCGACAUCAUUAUAGAAAAUUCUAUACAGUGCUGGUUUAUAUCUUUGAAGUUAUCAGAAUUAUUACAUAGUGUAGCCACAAGACAUUGAAAAUGUAGGGGUACAGCUGUGGGAGAUGUAAUUUUUACUUACAGCACAGCCAAAUGUACACUUAUAAGUUGCUUUUGAAGACUAUCUUUGCAUUCAUGGUUUCAGGUACUUUAAAGUCUCGGGGUUGGCCAGUACUCAUCCCACAAGACGCUUUCCUAAUGCCUCGGGCAGAAUAACUAAUUAAUUAUUGAUAACGUUACUGAAAAAAUUAACAUUUCCCGAGGACUUUCCACCUGGCAGCAUCCUGCUGGGCAUUUUACAUAGAUAUUCUUAUUUAAUUCUCACCAGAUUCCUAUGAAAUAAGAACUAUGAUCCCCCAUUUUGUAGGUGAGAAAACUGAGGCUUAUGAGAGACUUUGCUUUUUUUUUUAAAUUUUUUAAGGAUUAAUUAUUAUUUCAAAAUUUGCAGAUAAAGCAAGACUCUAUUGCUAUUUUUAUAUUGUAUGCUAUCAAAUUCACAAAAAAUUUUUUUUAAAGAAAAGCCUAUCUGUUUACAUUUUUGUCUAGAGCACUCAUGAGAGCAGACAGCAAUUUGGAUUUACCUGUGGCUGGCACUUUUUGAGGUGACUAAAUCAAGGGUCAGCAAAGCAUGGUCCCUGGGCCAAAUCCAGCCACUGCCUGUUUUUGUUAAUGAAGUUUUAUUAGAACACAGCCAUGCCCAUUUGUUUAUGUAUUAUCUAUGAUGCUUUCGUGUUCCAGUGGCAAAGUUGAGUAGUUGUCACAGAGACUGUAUCACCUGUAAAAGUCUAAAAUAUUUUCUAUGUGACUCCUUACAGAAAAAAUUUGCUGACCCCUGGUAUAACUGACAAACUGAAAUAAAUAAGUGUAGAAGUAUGCGAGCAGUUAGAAAAAGAAGAAGCGAUAAACUCUAAGCAGAGUUACUCAAACUUGUGGCUAUGGCUCACAGUAGAAAAUAUGUUUUGUGUUAAAAUCCAGUACACGUUACACACCAGUACCAGUUGCUGCUGAGUUGAUUCCAACUCAUGGCAACCCUGUGUGUAUCAGAGUAGAACUGUGCUCCAUAGGAUUUUCGAUGGCUGAUUUUCAGAAGUAGAUCCCUAUGCCUUUCUUCCAAGAUGCCUCUGGAUGGGCUUGAACCUCCAAUCUUUUGGCUAGCAGCCAAGAACAUUAACUACCCAGGGGCUCCACACAUGUACCUAUUUAUGUGUGUGAGCACGUGUUUGUGCAUACUUGAAGGAUAAGUUUAACAAAAUAACACCAGUUAAAAAACCAGUUAUCAUCAAGAUGAUUCCAACUGAGGUGACUUCAUGUGUGUCGGAGUAGCACUGCGCCUCAUGAGGUUUUAAAUGACUAAUUUUUUGGAAGCAGAUUGCCAGGCCUUUCUUCUGAGGUACCUCUGGAUGGACUCACCCCUUUAAGCUUUUGGUUUGUAGCCGAGUAUGUUAUGUUUACCCCUAUUACAUGCACCAGAAACCCUGGUGGCAUAGUGGUUAAGUGCUACGGCUGCUAACCAAAAGGUUAGCAGUUUGAAUCUGCCAGGCACUCCUUGGAAACUCUAUGGGGCAGUUCUACUCUGCCCCAUAGGGUCACUAUGAGUCAGAAUCGACUUGAAGGCAGCGGGUUUUUUUUAUUACAUGCACACACUGAUUCUCUUUCACUUGAAAAAUGCUGGUCACAACAUUCUAAAUUGAUUUCAUUAACCAUCAUGAGGUGUGACCCAUGAUUUGAAAAGCAUUGUCUAAUGGCCGGACAGGACAAUGUAAAAUCAGAAUCUGCCGUUGUCUCCUUUUGAGACCUUGAGAGACAUCGGGAGCCAAAGGAUCUCAGUUGUGGCUGUAGGUGGCAUCACCACUGGAGGACUUAACAGAAGACAGAUGAUGGAAAGCACUCAGAUGUUGAAACUGUAGCUUUGCUCUUGCUCCAGAAAUGGCUUCAGAGUAGAGAGUGAGGUUCUAGAGAUAAACGCAGGCACUCUGGAUUGCUUUUAUGUUCUCCAGAACAUUUUCUCCCCUGCCCCCUUCCCAACAUGUGGAGGACUAGAGGGUCCAUAGAUACCCUAACAAUGAGGGAGGAAAGAACAUGGAUGGAGUUCUCCAAGGACUCUAGUGGGGCUUGAAGUGGGAACCAUCUUUGACUAUGUGGCUGCAUCCUUCUGAAAAUCAUCUCAGGGGUAGGGCUAGGGUGGGUGGGGAGGACUACAUGCACCAGGUUAUUAUUGUUGUUGUUGUUUUUGUUUUUAUCUGUGAGACAUUUGUGUGCGGGGAGGGGUGGGCCGGUGUAGGAGACUUCUCUACUCUAAGGGAAGAAUGCAUCUGUAUAUAUCCAUCAGAAUUCUUUUGGUUGCAAGUAACAGAAACCCAACUCACUUUAGCUCACGUGAAACCAACAGCAACAAAAGGAAUAUAUUGGCUCACGAACCUGGGAGAGCUCCUAGCUUGAAAAUCUCUGACAAGGCCAAGACCUGGCCAAGCCUGGAAUCACAAGAAUUUGAUGUGAACAAAACUUGUUGCACAUCUUUCAUCUCUGGUUGUCUCUGCAUAUAUUUGUCUUGUCCUUCUUUUGGCAAACAAGGAUAUUGUCCACCAAGGGUGAAGCAUGGUUGCCAGACUCUGUAUCAAUCAAUACUACAGAAGAAACCCAAUGAGGCUGCAAUAAUCUGGGGAACGGGUGGGGAAUCUAUCACCUUUUUUUUCCUUCGAGUGGUAGCAAUGAGAACGUGUCAAUUCUGUGAUUUUUUGAUGAAAACUUUAACAAGGAAGAAUAAACAAUCACAGUGGCUGGAGGAAAAAAGGUGAAAGCAUGGAUUCCACUUAGAAGGCUGUGGUGGACACCAAAGUAAGAUGUAAUGGUGGCUUGUGAUGGCUUCAGGAUAAAUAUAUAAAAGAUUGAGCCAAUAGACAUGUUAGAUGAUUAGAUGUGGGAUACGAGGGUGAGGCAGGCGUCUGGGAUGACUUCCCCAAUCCUGGCUUGAACCAACAGGAGGUGCCAGGCUCCAAGAUGGGCAUGACUUGGGAGAAACAGAAAUGGGACAACAGGGAGACCAAAGUUCAGGUUUGGACAUGUUAAAUUGUGCUACAGCCGAGUGAGUGUUGGAAGGAGCUGAGUGGAUUAAACUGACAAAUAUUCAACCUUUGUGUCUGUCUGGUUUUAUCAAAUUGUCUCAAUAUUCACAGCAUUUCCUCCCCCAUCAUGUCACUGUCCAGGGGUGUGGCACUGCCCAGUCAGUCCUGCUCUUCUUGCAAGCCAAGGUUGGAAUUUGAUGGGUCGAUAAAUUCAUUAAUUUAUUUAUUCAAAACUCUUUUACUGAUGCCAUAAACAAAGUCAAAAUAGAACAACAAACCAAGAAAAAGCAUUUUCAAUACACAUUACAAAGGAUCAAUAUCCUUAAUAUAUAAAGAGCUCUCACAAAUAAAUAAGAAAAAGACCAAUGGCCCACUGAAAAUUGAUGAAAUAAUAUAAACAGAGUUCAUAGUAAAGAAAUGCAACUGAUAUUAACCAUGUUUUCACCCAGCAGAUUGGGAAAGAAGAGUAUUUGUUAAGUACUGAG
Molecule: messenger RNA, 6126 nt
Organism: Loxodonta africana (African savanna elephant)
Lineage: Eukaryota; Metazoa; Chordata; Mammalia; Proboscidea; Elephantidae
Product: zinc finger protein 501-like
Biological process (GO): regulation of DNA-templated transcription
Source: RefSeq, a predicted model, not a curated record